Manis javanica (Malayan pangolin) is the source of this 3952-nucleotide messenger RNA. RefSeq names its product desmocollin 2 (gene DSC2). Gene Ontology annotation, cellular component: desmosome; plasma membrane. The record is from RefSeq and is a predicted model, not a curated record. Gene Ontology annotation, molecular function: calcium ion binding. Gene Ontology annotation, biological process: homophilic cell-cell adhesion. Lineage: Eukaryota; Metazoa; Chordata; Mammalia; Pholidota; Manidae.
GCCGCGCGCAGAGCUCCGCGGAGGCGCAGCUCGCAGGGCCAGGGCGGCGGCGGCCCGCCUGCAGGCGCUCCCGAGAGGUGAGGUCUUUGGCCGCUCCCAGGAGGGGCCGGCAGGUGCCCCGGGGCCGCGCCCGGAGCCCCACCCCCGGCCGGGGAAAAGCCCCGCGGAGGGGGCCGGCGCGCCAGACCAGCGGCUCGCGUCUCAGCUCGGCCUCUCCGCGGCCUGCGUCCCGCGCCCAUGGCAGCCGCCCCGGGCGGAGCGCGGCGCCCGCCGCUCCUGCUGCUUCUCUCGAUCUUAACAUUCACCUGCGAUGCCUGCAAAAGAGUGACUCUCCAUGUUCCCUCCCAACUAGAUGCCAAGAAAUUUGUCGGUAGAGUUAACCUGAAGCAGUGUUUUACAUCUGCAAAUCUAAUUCAUUCAAGUGAUCCUGAUUUCCAAAUUUUAGAAGAUGGUUCCAUCUAUACAACAAAUGCAAUUCUUUUGUCUUCAGAGAAGAGAAAUUUUACCAUAUUACUUUCCAACACUGAGAACCAAGAAGAGAAGAAAAUGCUUGUCCUUUUAGAGCAGCAAACAGAGAUACCGAAAAAAAGACAUUCUAAAGAAAAAAUUCUAAGACGUGCCAAGAGGAGAUGGGCGCCGAUUCCUUGUUCAAUGCAAGAGAAUUCCUUGGGCCCCUUCCCACUUUUUCUCCAACAGAUUCAGUCUGACACUGCGCAGAACUACACUAUAUAUUAUUCUAUAAGAGGGCCUGGAGUUGAUCGAGACCCUAAGAAUUUAUUUUAUGUAGAGAGAGAUACUGGAAACUUGUACUGUACGCGUCCUGUGGAUCGUGAGGAGUAUGAAUCUUUUGAGCUAAUUGCCUUUGCUGUGACUCCGGAUGGGUAUACUCCAGAACUCCCAUUGCCCCUAGUGAUCAGAAUUGAGGAUGAAAAUGAUAACUACCCAAUUUUUACAGAAAAAAUUUAUACUUUCACCGUUCUUGAAAAUCGCAGAAUUGGUUCUACUGUGGGACAGGUAUGUGCAACCGACAGAGAUGAGCCCGACACAAUGCACACGCGCCUGAGGUACUCCAUCAUGGAGCAGCUCCCAGCAUCCCCCACGCUGUUCUCCAUGCACCCAGCGACAGGCGUGAUCACCACCUCCUCAUCUCAGCUCGACAGAGAGCUAGUUGAUAAAUACCAGUUGAAAAUAAAAGUACAAGACAUGGAUGGUCAAUAUUUUGGUUUGCAAACGACCUCAAUUUGCGUUAUUCAUGUUGAAGAUGUGAAUGACAACUUGCCAACAUUCACCCGAACUUCUUAUGUGACAUCAGUGGAAGAAAAUACAAUUGAUGUGGAUGUCUUGCGUGUUACUGUUGAGGAUAAAGAUUUAGUUAAUACUGCUAAUUGGAGAGCUAAUUAUACCAUUUUAAAGGGCAAUGAAAAUGGAAAUUUUAAAAUUGUUACAGAUCCCAAAACCAAUGAAGGAAUUCUGUGUGUGGUUAAGCCACUGAAUUACGAAGAAAAACAACAGGUGGACCUGCAAAUUGGUGUCGUCAAUGAAGCUCCAUAUUCUAAAGAGGUGACCUCAAGGUCAGCCAUGAGCACAGUGACAGUUACUGUGAAUGUAGAAAAUCAGGAUGAGGGUCCUGAGUGUAGCCCUGCAGCGCAAACUGUUCGAAUUAAGGAAAACGCACCAGUGAAGACAAGGAGCAGUGGCUAUAAAGCCUUUGACCCAGAAACACGGAGUAGCAGUGGCAUAAGGUAUAAGAAAUUAAGUGAUCCAAAAGGGUGGGUGAGUGUUGAUGAAAACUCAGGAUCCAUCACGAUUUUGAGAAGCCUAGACAGAGAGGCAGAGGUCGUCAGCAAUGGUUUAUAUAAUGUUACAAUCCUUGCAUCAGACAAAGAUGGAAGAUCAUGUACUGGGACACUGGGAAUUAUACUGGAAGAUGUCAACGAUAACGGCCCAUUCAUACCUACAACGACAGUGAUAAUCUGCAAAGCCGUCAGGUCAUCUGCCGAGAUAGUUGCGGUCGAUCCCGAUGAACCCACACACGGGCCACCCUUUGACUUCAGUUUGGAGACUGUCUCUGAUUCAGACAUGCAGAGAAUGUGGAGAUUGACAACACUUAAUGACACAGCAGCACGUCUGUUCUAUGAGAAUGACCUUUCGUUCGGGUCCUACAGGGUGCCUGUUAGGGUCACUGACCGACUGGGAGAGUCACUUGUCACGCCAUUAAACGUUGUGCUGUGUGACUGUGUCACUGAGAAUGGCUGUGUGCAACCCGUCGCUCCAAGGAUGGGCAGCGGAGGAGUGGCGCUUGGGAAGUGGGCCAUCCUUGCAAUACUGUUGGGCAUAGCAUUGCUAUUUUGCAUCCUGUUUACUUUAAUCUGUGGGGUAUCUGGAGCUGCUAAACAGCCAAAAGUAUUUCCUGAUGACUUAGCCCAGCAGAAUCUCAUUGUGUCAAACACAGAAGCUCCGGGAGAUGACAAAGUGUAUUCCACGAACGGCUUCACGAGCCACACUGUGGGCGGCUCAGCUCAGGGAAUCUGUGGCACGCUGGGAUCGGGAGUGAAGAACAGAGGGCAGGAGACCAUCGAGAUAGUGAAGGGAGGGCACCAGACCUUGGGCUUGUGCCGGGGGGCCGGGCAGCAACUCCCACACGUGGAGGUGGACAGCUGCAAAUACUCGUACUCAGAGUGGCACAAUUUCACUCAGACCCGACUCGGCGAAAAGGUUCAGCUGUGUAAUCAGGAUGACAGCCAUCAGCAUGCACGAGACUACGUCCUUCCGUACAGCUAUGAAGGAGGAGGAUCAGCGGCUGGUUCUGUAGGCUGUUGCAGUGAACGACAGGAGGAAGAUGGGCUGGAAUUUUUGGAUCAUUUGGAACCCAAAUUUAGUACACUUGCAGAUGCAUGCUUAAAGAGAUAAAUGUGUUCUAAGUCCACAACUGGCUUUAUCACCUUUUGUUUUAAAUUACAUGCCAAGAUUUUUUAAAAUAGAAGAUGCUAUGUUUGGGCUUUUCUGCCUUUAUUUUGAUGGGAUCUCUUUAGCCAAAUGCAUAUUUACAGAGAAAUGCUGUAAAUGAGUAUAUAAUUUUCCAGUUUUCACAUAGUUUUGAAUUACUUGUCCUCCAUCCAAGGAGACCCACAGAUAGGAAAAUUAGAAAAGUCUGCAUUAUUGUUUACAUUUGGGUAUAAUGACAACAGCCACUUUAUAGUGCAGUAAAAUGUUUUUAAUGCGAGCCUGCAUGGUAAGACUCCUUGAAGUAUAACCUAAUGGAAAACUGGAGAAACCUUGCUUUAAUAUCAUCUUCCGUUACAAUUAAUUAUUUGUGUGGUGCUAGAAAACUGCUGUCUGCUAAACAUUAUAAAAUGUGUACAUUUCACUCUUGAUAGUGUUUUGUUCAUAUGGCAUGGCCUUUCCUCCAAGUGCCAAGGGAGAAUCCCCCAAAACCAGGCAUUGACUAUAACUACAAUUCCAUUUUCUGGAGUUUUGUUGCCGGGUUUUAUUCUAUAUAAAAUAUUGUGCUGAUACUACAUUUCCUCUGUUACCUAUGUUGUCAGUGAAGUUUAAGUUUAAAAAAUGCUUUAAUAAUGUAUUUUUUUACUCUUUCAGGGUUUGGUCUAUGGUCUCUCUCUCUCUCCACUUUAUUUUAAAAAUUCCUACUUGGUUGGAGAAUUUUAAAAUACUUAAAAAAAAUCUCUCUUUCCUUCUCUUACAAAGUGAGUUACUCUGUUGUAUGUGUAUAUUCUCUUUGUUGACGUUAUUGUUGCAAAUAUCUUGGUUGCUUCAUUAUCUCCUCAAGAAAGAACCUAUAAUUUUAUCAUCGAAGCUGUAGAAAUAUGUCAUACUUUUCUAAGAUACAACAUUCUAUGUCACAAAAAAAUGAUAGUGUAAUUAAAACAAGAAGGUGGGUAUUUCUCAGGCAAUAGCAUUUUUAUAUGUUUUAUCUCUAAGGCAAAUAUAUGGU